AUGUCGACCGCUUCCCUCAACGGCGCCUGCUCCCUUAUACUCUCCUCCCCCAAAACCACCACCACCACCACUUCUUCCCCGCGAAGACUCGUCGUCGCUAAGCUCAACAACACUCCACCUCCCUCUUUCUCUUCUUCUUCUUCUUCUUCCUCCUCAAAUCCCAUCAACACACCUCCUAGGCUCAUCAGGAACCAGCCCGUUUUCGCAGCUCCUGCCCCCCUUCUCAAUCCUGCUUGGAGUGAGGAAGACAUGUCGAAGGACUACCAGGAAGCCAUCAAGGGUCUUGAGAAGCUCCUCAGUGAGAAAGGAGAGCUGAAGGCGGUGGCAGCAGCCAAAGUGGAUCAGAUCAAAGCUGAGCUCUCCACUGCUUCCUCUGGCACCAAGCCAUUCGAUGCUGUUGAGAGGAUCAAAGAAGGCUUCAUUACCUUCAAGAAGGAGAAAUACGAGACGAAACCUGCACUGUACGGCGAGCUUGCCAAAGGGCAGAGCCCCAAGUACAUGGUGUUUGCCUGCUCGGAUUCGAGGGUCUGCCCAUCCCACGUUCUGGAUAUGCAGCCCGGAGAGGCUUUCGUGGUCCGCAAUGUUGCAAACAUGGUUCCUCAGUUCGACCAGGUGAAAUAUGCUGGUGUUGGAGCUGCGGUAGAGUACGCAGUGCUGCAUCUCAAGGUGGAGAACAUAGUGGUGAUUGGACACAGUGCUUGUGGUGGAAUCAAGGGUCUCAUGUCCUUCCCAUUCGAUGGCACUACUUCCACUGAUUUCAUAGAAGACUGGGUAUCAAUUGGGAUCCCUGCCAAGAAGAAGGUGUUGUCUGACAACGGCAGUGCUGCUUUUGGUGACCAAUGCACCACCUGUGAGAAGGAGGCCGUGAACGUGUCGCUGGCAAAUCUGCUGACAUAUCCAUUUGUGAGAGACGGGCUUUCGAAGAAGACACUGAAGUUGUAUGGAGGAUACUAUGACUUCGUCAAUGGAGGGUUUGAGCUGUGGAGCCUUGAGUACGGCCUUUCUCCACCGAUUUCAGUAAAAGAUGUGGCCACCAUUCUCCACUGGAAGCUCUACUAG
Messenger RNA from Linum trigynum, 1059 nucleotides. The record is from the annotation of a GenBank genome assembly. Lineage: Eukaryota; Viridiplantae; Streptophyta; Magnoliopsida; Malpighiales; Linaceae.